GGACUCCGGGCAGAGGCACAUCGGGCUGGACUCCGGGCAGAGGCACAUCGGGCUGGACUCCGGGCUGAGGCACAUCGGAUUACCAGGCGAAGCAGCAGGCACCGGGCCAUCAGGCGGAGCAGCAGGCACCGGGCCCCCGGGCAGGGCGACAGGCACCGGGCCCCCAGGCGGGGCGACAGGCAUCGGGCCCCCAGGCAGAGCGACAGGUCUCAGGCCCCCAGGCGGAGCGGCGGGCGCCGGACCCCCAGGCGGAGCGGUGGGCACCGGACCCCCAGGCGGAGCGACAGGCAUCGGGCCCCCAGGCGGAGCGACAGGUCUCAGGCCCCCAGGCGGAGCGGCGGGCGCCGGACCCCCAGGCGGAGCGGCGGGCGCCGGACCCCCAGGCGGAGCGACAGGUCUCGGGCCCCCAGGUGGAGCGGCGGGCACCGAGUCACCAGG
This is a messenger RNA of Staurois parvus, 438 nucleotides long. NCBI's taxonomy places the organism in Eukaryota, Metazoa, Chordata, Amphibia, Anura, Ranidae. The record is from the annotation of a GenBank genome assembly.